AUGUCUUCCCGGAAGACUAAGAUGGCACCGGUUACCCAGGUGCCUACUCCCCAAACCGUCCAUUACAACAACCACCAACAGGCUGAUUCGAUGGAUAUCGACAAUCAACCAGCGCCUACUGAAGGUGAAUUUUCGAUUGAGGAGGAUACUCAGGGUGAACACUCUGAGGAACCACCAACAACACCGAUUCGAGGGGGGGGAACAGUCAAGCCCCCAGCCUCAAGAACAAGAUUUUCAACGGGCGAAGGCCCCGGAGAGGCCUCAAGCAUCUGA
Aspergillus chevalieri is the source of this 273-nucleotide messenger RNA. RefSeq lists its product as uncharacterized. NCBI's taxonomy places the organism in Eukaryota, Fungi, Ascomycota, Eurotiomycetes, Eurotiales, Aspergillaceae. The coding region runs from base 1 to 273 and encodes 90 amino acids. The record is from RefSeq and is a predicted model, not a curated record. The transcript has a single exon.